This is a messenger RNA of Prosopis cineraria, 1989 nucleotides long. Its product is annotated as asparagine--tRNA ligase, cytoplasmic 1. Gene Ontology annotation, biological process: asparaginyl-tRNA aminoacylation. Gene Ontology annotation, cellular component: mitochondrion. Lineage: Eukaryota; Viridiplantae; Streptophyta; Magnoliopsida; Fabales; Fabaceae. The transcript is spliced from 6 exons. The coding region runs from base 48 to 1763 and encodes 571 amino acids. The record is from RefSeq and is a predicted model, not a curated record. Gene Ontology annotation, molecular function: asparagine-tRNA ligase activity; ATP binding; nucleic acid binding.
CCAUCGUUAGCUCACAGCAGCGCUGAGACUCAGAGGAGACGACGCCAAUGGCAGACCUUUCCGCGCCACCUACGGACCAAUUAGCCUCGACCACUCUCAAUGACGCCUUAUCGUCUCAUGUUUCAAAACAUGAAUUCUCCGAUCGCGUCCCGAUUAAAUCCAUCAUUUCCCGUCCGGACCGCGGGUCGGGUCUCGCUGGCCAGAAGGUGAGAGUUGGCGGUUGGGUUAAGACGGGAAGGAAAGCCGACAAGGACGCUUUUGCGUUCUUGGAGCUUAACGACGGAUCGUGCGCCGGGAACCUGCAGGUGAUAGUGGAGGCUUCUUUAGGUGACCUCGGGCAGCUAGUACCCACUGGUACUUGCGUUGUGGUCGAUGGUGAACUCAAGCUUCCUCCUGCUGGAGCAAAGCAGAAAGUGGAACUUCGGGCUGAAAAGGUUCUCCACGUAGGUCCUGUGGAUCCUGCGAAGUACCCGUUACCCAAAAUGAGGCUUACGCUUGAGUUUUUGCGAGAUUACGUUCACCUUCGUACUAGAACUAACACGAUAUCUGCAGUUGCUCGAAUCCGUGAUGCUCUUGCCUAUGCAACACACACUUUCUUCCACAGGCAUGGAUUUCUUUAUGUGCACACACCCAUCAUCACUACUAGUGAUUGUGAAGGUGCGGGUGAAAUGUUUCAAGUCACGACCUUGCUCAGUGAAGCAGAGAAACUGGAGAAGGAAUUGCGAGAAAAUCCUCCUCCAUCAGAGGAUGAUGUAGAAGCUGCUAGAGUUCUGGUUAAGGAGAAAGGGGAUGUUGUUUCACAACUGAAAUCUAGUAAAGCAAGUAAGCAGGAAAUUAGUGCUUCUGUGGAUGUGCUAAAAAAAGCAAAGGAGUAUCUCUCAAAACUGGAAGAGAGAUCCAGACUCCAACCUGGUAUUCCUCAAAAGGAUGGGAAGACUGACUAUACCCGAGAUUUCUUUGCCCGUCAAGCAUUUUUGACUGUUUCAGGCCAACUUCAAGUUGAGUCCUAUGUAUGUGCUCUCAGUAAUGUGUAUACCUUUGGGCCAACUUUUCGUGCAGAACAUUCCCACACUUCAAGGCAUUUGGCAGAAUUUUGGAUGAUUGAACCUGAAAUUGCAUUUGCAGAUUUGAAGGAUGAUAUGAAUUGUGCAGAGGCAUAUGUGAAAUUUAUGUGUCAGUGGUUACUUGAUAAUUGCCUUGAAGAUAUGGAGUUUAUGGCAGAUAAGUUUGAUAAAGGGUGCAUUGAUCGCCUGAAAAUGGUUGCUUCCACUCCAUUUGUGCGUCUUUCGUAUACUGAAGCAGUGGAAAUACUAGAGGAGGCUGUAAAGAAUGGUAAAAAGUUUGACAAUGAAGUGAAAUGGGGGAUUGACUUAGCAUCUGAGCAUGAAAGGUUUUUAACAGAGGUGAAGUUUCAGAAGCCUGUCAUUGUAUUUAACUAUCCAAAAGAUAUCAAAGCAUUCUACAUGCGGCUCAAUGAUGACUUAAAGACUGUGGCUGCCAUGGAUGUUCUUGUACCAAAGGUUGGAGAGUUAAUUGGUGGAAGCCAAAGGGAAGAGCGCUAUGAUGUCAUCCAGCAGAGAAUAAAGGAGAUGGAUCUGCCUAUUGAGCCAUAUGAGUGGUACCUUGACCUGAGGCGGUAUGGGACUGUGAAGCAUUCAGGCUUUGGUCUUGGCUUUGAACGGAUGAUUCUUUUUGCUACAGGCUUGGAUAAUAUUCGAGAUGUGAUUCCCUUUCCUCGCUACCCCGGCAGAGCUGAUCUUUGAUUAUAACGAUUCUGUUGCAGAAAGCAGAAAUUUAAUUUAGUUUUAAAAUACAACAUGGCAGUAGCUGUAUUUGCUCAUUCUUAUCCCAACUGUACCCUUACUACGAAGGAAAUCUUUGUUUAAUCAAUUCUUAAAUCCAUAUUUAUUGUGCAUUUUAUAUAUUUUACAGAUGUAAUUGUUGGAUUCGUAAUCAUGAUAUGACCAAUAUAGUGUUAUAUUUUUGUCA